AUGACAAGCACCUCCUCUCCCGACGGGAUUACUCCCCGCACCUCCAGCCCAACACUAUCAGACACAGCUGCCCCCCAAAGCGAACCAGCAACCACCUCAGCUACUGCAACCGCUCCAGCCUACUCUCCCAUCUACGCCACCGCCCAACCCAGCGACACGCCCUCAAUGCCUAUACAAACCGCCGCACCGACCGACCCAUCCACCCUCCCUCCUCCCACAAGCACAACCACAACCACCUCCGCAACAGCAGCCAUCCCCGACCCUCCACCCACCGCAACCGCAACCGCAGCCUCAUCACCACCACCACCCCAACCCGGCGCCAUCCCAGUCCCAGUCCCCCAACCCACCACAACCACCAACACCUCACCAUCAUCAUCAUUCACCCACCGCCACCGCAACCGCCCCGCAGCCGCAACCAUCACCCCAGCCCCAGCCCCAGCCCCAGCCCCAAGACCCUCAUCCUACAGCUACAACCCCAAUCCCACCUCCACCUCCACCUCCACCUCCAACCCCAACUCCAGCUACAGCCACAACUACAAUUACACCCCCGCCAACGCCCAAACAACCCAACCCACCCCAAACGCAACGACAACCCCGUACGCCUCCCUCUACCAGCCUCCCACGGCCGCAACAGCCACAAUGGCCAGCAGCUCCUCGGCGCUCCCUCUACAUUACGAGCCCGGGCCCGAGGGACGGGUUGAUCUAGGUGAGGGGGAUGGGUUCGUGGCGGGCGCGAUGGGGUGGUUGCGCACUGCGGGGAGGAAGCUCGGCGAGGUGGAGGCCGAGGUGUGGAGGAGGAUUAAUGAGGUUCAUGAUGAUUGA
Aspergillus heteromorphus CBS 117.55 is the source of this 822-nucleotide messenger RNA. RefSeq lists its product as uncharacterized. The transcript has 2 exons. The record is from RefSeq and is a predicted model, not a curated record. Bases 1 to 822 code for a protein of 273 amino acids. NCBI's taxonomy places the organism in Eukaryota, Fungi, Ascomycota, Eurotiomycetes, Eurotiales, Aspergillaceae.